AUGGCCAGGCAGCAGCUUCAUGAUGGGGAGAAGCCCCACAAAUUCUGGGAGUGUGGGAAGAGCUUCAGGCAGAGCAGCACCCUGAUCUGCCACCAGAUGAUCCACACGGGGGAAUGGGCCUACGAGUGUGGGGAGUGUGGGAAGGGCUGCAGCUGCAGAUCCACCCUUGUGACCCACCAACACAUCCACACUGGGGAGAGGUCCUAUGAGUGUCCCGAGUGCCAGAAGAGGUUUCAGAUCAGCUCCGAUCUCCUCAGGCACCACCGGAUUCACACCGAGGAGAGACCAUUCUGCUGCCCUGAGUGUGGGAAGGGCCUCAAGUGCAACUCCAAACUCAUCAGGCACAAGCACAUCCACACUGGGGAGAGGCCCUACAAGUAUUCCCUGUGUGGGAAGAGGUUUCAGACCAGCUCAAAUUUCCUCCUGCAUGAGCGGAUUAACACUGGCGAGAGACACUUUCCACUGCCCUGA
Molecule: messenger RNA, 471 nt
Organism: Zonotrichia albicollis (white-throated sparrow)
Lineage: Eukaryota; Metazoa; Chordata; Aves; Passeriformes; Passerellidae
Source: RefSeq, a predicted model, not a curated record